Necator americanus (New World hookworm) is the source of this 384-nucleotide messenger RNA. RefSeq lists its product as uncharacterized. The record is from RefSeq and is a predicted model, not a curated record. The transcript has a single exon. NCBI's taxonomy places the organism in Eukaryota, Metazoa, Nematoda, Chromadorea, Rhabditida, Ancylostomatidae. The coding region runs from base 1 to 384 and encodes 127 amino acids.
AUGGACAACAGAUGGUUGCAGAACAAAACCAACAUCGCCUACAUUUCGCGACUGGACCUUCUCUCCACGAAUGACGAGUGUACCGUCAUUCAUCUGUGGUACGUCGCUCCUUCUGCGCUUGGUCUCCUGCAGAGCAAUCACGUGAAAUCUGAUACGCUCUGCAGUUCCGAGAAGGGCAUGCAGGUCAGCGUCUGUGGAGACUGUUCUCGCGUUGCAAAUACACCGCCUGAGACAGUCUCCAUGGCGAGUCGUGCGUGUGUCGCCUUGGUCCAGAAUCAAAGAUGUCUUGAGCAACCUGAGAUUUGUCUGGGAGGGCAGGGCCCAGUGUACAGGGAACAGGCAGAAAAUAUGCUGGAGUUGCAAAAAGAUUUUUCCCCAAACUAA